Molecule: messenger RNA, 5706 nt
Organism: Mauremys mutica (yellowpond turtle)
Lineage: Eukaryota; Metazoa; Chordata; Testudines; Geoemydidae
Gene: VSIR
Product: V-set immunoregulatory receptor
Exons: 7
Coding region: 122-1087 (321 amino acids)
Biological process (GO): positive regulation of regulatory T cell differentiation; regulation of immune response; negative regulation of CD4-positive, alpha-beta T cell proliferation
Cellular component (GO): plasma membrane
Source: RefSeq, a predicted model, not a curated record
CUCAGUGAAAUUUCCUGUGUAUGCAACUCUCUUGCUCCUUCUGUCUCAGGGUUGCUCAGAGUGCGCGUGUAAGACACAGGAGAGAAAAAUCCUGGAGAAGGGCUAGCUCCAAUUUCAGUGAAUGAAGAUGGAUGUUUACCACAGUCAUGCAAUGGACAGCGUGUGGAAGGGCUGGGUGCUGCUCAUCGCUUUCUACCUGGCUUUCUACCAAGAACAGACAACAGCUUUCAUGAUCACCACUCCUUACUCACUCUACGUCUGCCCAGAAGGACAGAAUGUUACCUUGACAUGCAAGCUCUCUGGGCCACUCUCUGCUCGGCAUGACUUACUUUACAAAAUUUGGUACUUCAGCAGCAACGGAGACCAAAGCUGCUCUGAGAAGCAACAUAUCCGCAAUGUAACCGAAAGGGACCUGCAUCAUGAGCCAGGGAAGCAUCAUGGGACACAUAGCAAUGUCACAGAAAGGUACUUCCAUGGAGAACAAGCAAAUCACCAUGGGCUGGAGACCACCUCGGACCACCAUGGGACAUUUCAUGUCAUCAUGAUGAAUCUGACUCUGCAGGACAGUGGCAAUUACUGCUGUUAUGUGGUAGAGACUAAAAAGGAACAUGGCAAACUGAAUUACCAGCAAGUGGCUCAUGGCUUCAUGGAACUCCGCAUACAGAAAGCCAGAGAAGCAUUUCCAAACUGCACAUUUCAUCCUGGUGCCAGCAAAGACAAAGAAAACAUCACAGCAGCUGCGCUGGCAACAGGAGCAUGCAUUGUGGGCAUUCUCUGCUUGCCCCUCAUCCUGAUCCUCAUCUACAAGCAGAGACAAGCAGUCAACACCAGGCGUGCUCAUGAACUUGUAAGAAUGGAGAGUAAUGCUCAAGGCAUUGAAAACCCAGUCUUUGAGGCCGUUCCAUCCACAAAUACAGAGUCCAGGCCCAAGCCGCAGAUGACAUACAUGGCCAGCCGCCAGCAGUCAGAAUCGGGCCGACACCUUCUCUCAGAACCAAACACUCCGCUGUCUCCUCCAGGCACAGGGGAUUGUUUCUUCCCAACACUGGAGCCUGUUCCUGAUUCUCCAAAUUCCAUGAAAGUAUAAAAUUGCUGAAGAAGAACAACUUUCACUGAAUUUGUUGUCAGCAAUAUGGAAGAAGCUUUGGCUAUUGCUGAAGCAAAGGCUUUAUAGGCACGGCCACUUCUGAGCGGAAAAAAUGACCGACACUUUCUCUAGCAUUCAAUGCUUCCCCUGGCACCUCAAAUUCAUCGCUGCGCUCAUCUUCCUUAGAAAGUUUCUCAAGAAAAAAAAAAACAAGAAAGAAAGAAAAAAGAUCACCACAACUGUUGAAACUCUUGCUGGUUUUUCUUCACUGCACAAGGAAGCUUACAAUUUAAUGACCAAAUACAUUGCUAAACUCAUUGUUGGUGUGCAGUUUCCCACACCAUGCUUAUUUACAACACCGGCACCUAGAGCAGAUAUAAGAAGAUGACUUAUUAAACUGGAGGGAGAGGCUGAACAAAAAAAGAAGCCUUACAAACUGAACUGGAGUGAGAGAUCCACUCUCCACAUUCCAUAUGCCCUGCCCCAAUGGAAAUUUGUGAAGAGGAAAACAAGUUCCUCUUCAAUGGGUUUAGAUUUUUGCUACCUAUUUUCUUAGAGAUGUAUGUGUGUAUAUAUAUAAUUAUUUUGCCUGCACUGUUUGAUGUUAUUGCAUAGAAACUGUAUGGUGUGUUUAUAACUUGUGUCCCUUUAUGAAAAGAUGUAUGACGGGAAGAUUUUGUAAGAAAAAUUAUAUCAGCUGCCAGCUACAAUAUCUAAAGAAUAAGGAGUCAGUCAGAAAUAAAAGUCUGGCUUAAGUCAUGGAGUUUGGCUCUGGAUUCAAAUUGAGAUCCAAACUUCUCAAAAAUCCAGGAAAGUGUGGGGAAUCACUGCUCCGAUUCAGUCUUAUUGUAGAGAUGGACCUGAGCUGUGCAAUUUGGACCUAGAUUCAGAUUCCAACUUGCCUGAAGUCCAAAUGGGUUGGAAUCUGGUUUUCCAGUCUGAGCCCAUCUCUGUUAGAAAUGUGGCAAACAUCUCACAGAGAGUCUGAGUCAGAGAGACACCAGCCACACCAGUAAACAUUUCAAGUGGUUUAAUUUAUUAGCAUAGUUUAAUCUGUGUUGUGUUCCUCUGUUUUCAUAGCCAUGUUAGAGAAUCCACGCCCCCUGUUUGGGAACAACUUUUGAAAUGCUUUAUCCACAUGCAGUCAUGGGAGAAAAUAGUAUCUUCUGCCAUCACUCAGAUAUGUUCAUCUGGGACUAUUUGAGUGACCACACCAAAUAUCCAUAGGCAGAGCACCUCAGAAAGUCUGCAAGCAUUUAGUAUCUCAGAAUUGUCUCCUGUGGGAUUGCCAGGAGAACUAACACACCCUGCCCGGUAAUACACUCCAGUUAGAGGCGUGCCCAUGAGAACCAACUUGAAUUAAAGUAAUGUGUGUUCAGCAGAGGUCUUAUGGAGCGGGUCAGAUGACUAUUGGCAGGUCAUAAAAUGAUUUUAAAAUCUGCAGUCAUGAUGCAAAUCAUGAUAACUAUUUUCAGAUUUGUUACUCUGAGUUCCUUUACAUGGCUGAAAAAGGUACAAUGUGGAAAGGCUAAGGAGAUUAGAGAAAGAGAGAGAACACUAUGAAAAAAACCAGUUUUUGUUCAAGGGUCACCUGCCCUGUUUGGCAUAGAUGUACAAUAGGAAUACAUGAGUCUCAAUGAAACCAUAACAUAUAUAACCUUUCUGUAAAUGACCCAGCUUUGUGAGAGUUUCAAACAAGGUACAGACUGGUAAUGGAAAGAAUAUACACUGCCAAGCAUGAAUGAAGCCCUGAUGGCUGCAUAGAUAAGGGGCAGUGAGCUCCACCCGGGAUCCAAUCCUCUCCCAUCGUCUUGCUCAUAUUCCCUCAGAUGGGAUGGGCAUGUCAGCUAUUCUAUCACACUUGAAUGAUGUCAGCUUGGAACUAAGCAACCAAAGAGUCACCAUCAGUAGAUUGAGGCAGCCCCUCAGCAUGAACAAAUCCUAGGUGGAGGGGGAGGGGCGGGCAGAAGGGAACGGAAAAAAGUCUUAUCCUACUGUGGGAAUCACACCAACAAUAGUUUUUAAUGUAGCCAAGAAGAACUUUUGAUGCUUUCAUUCUGAGGCUAGUUUUUCAGCUGGUUCAGAACCCAUCCAUCUCUGUUUGAGAGUCACUCCAGCUGGCAGCUUGGGUCUCAGCCUGGGAGCAGAAUAUUUCAUUUUCGUACUUUAAAAAAAUCGUAGGCAUUGAUGAAAAAUAAUCAAGAUUUUGAUGCUUAAAAAAAAACAACCCCUCCUCCCCCAGCUGUAACAUUUUUUUUAAAAAUGAACCCUUUCCAGGUGAUGGAUCUGUGAUAUGCACUAGAGGCCCAUGGCAAAGGCUGAUGGGAGGUGAGAAAGGGUCCAUUUGGUACUUUGUAAAGUUUAGAAACUUCUUUAAACCGUGGAGAGAGACAUGCAGCUUGGAACUGAGCUUUCCCCUAUACCUUUAAUACUAUGAGGAAGGUGGAAAAGUAGAGUGGGAACCCUCUGUUUAAAAGCAUAUUUUACAUUUUGUUGCCAAGAGAUUCCCCUUGGCAGCUUUCCUCAGUGUCCUCCAGUCCAGAGGAAUGCCAGGGAGACUCCAUCUCCCGCCUAGACCCUAUCUUCCCUGGCACCUAGAACCUAUCCUCCCUGCCACCUAGCACAGAGAAGCAGGUCAUUGGAGGGAAACUUCUUAGGAGUGUCUGCUUCCUGACACCCUCACAGGCAAUCUAUAGGCUGGGGUGAAGAUGACCAGAGGGAAAAUGGAGUUCCAGUAAGAUCAUAACACAUAACGUACACAAACCACCACCAAAAUACAGAACGCAAAUAGUGUUCCUGAAAUGAUUCCAGAAUCAGCAACAUGACUCCCACAGCGACUGAUGUCAUGCCCAACUGAGUCCCAUGUCAGAGUCACACAACUACAGCUUACCAGCAGACAUUAAAAAUAAAAAAUCUAAAAAGUCAUGUAGAGAAGAGAAUAUGCUCCUGGGUAGAUUUCCAGCCUACUGACAAGUCUGGAAAAGUUUAGGCCUGAAAGCUACUUGUUGUGAUGAUUGUGUCAUUAUUGUGACUCAUUGGUUGUCAUGGUGUGUGGGCUGGCUCCAGGCCAUUAGGAACCCAACUAUGGUGCCAGUUGUGUUUUCUCUCACCUUAUGUUAGAUAAGCAUCCUGAGAUGACCCCCACCAGAACCCGGGUGUAGCUGACUACCUUAUCUAUGCAGCCAUGACAGCCCAGCAGUCAUCAGAACAACCUGGGAUGAGCAAAACGUCUCUUCAACACUCCAAACAGAUAACAGGAUAAUAUCUUGCGGCAGAAAAUGCUACUUCAGGGUUUGAUUAAUUUCAGAAAAAAAAUCUCAGAUCAUUUAAAUAGACUGCAACUAUAAGGCCUGUUACUAGUACCUCAUGGUACACCACAGCAAAAAGAUGCUCCUGAACCACAUUGUGUCUCUGUGCCUAUCUGAGAAGCUGCAGCCUUUCAGAACUUCCGCAGUCCUUCUCUUUGUUAACAGGGUGAUACUUGAUGGUACAUGGCUAGAGGCAAAAUCUGCUAAUUCCUUUAGCGGUACUGUACCCCAUGUAAAGAUGCCCAUUGAGGAAACCUGAAAAUCUGUGUGAAAGCUGAAAUCUUCUAGUGAUUAGCAAAAUUCUCUGCAUGAUCAUCACCAGUCUUGUGGAUCCCACAGCAUGGGGACAUCAGCAUGACAAGUGUAUACGUAUCUGAUCUGGGGAUCUAUUUGCUUAAUGGGUCCAUUCCUGUGUCCGCUGUUAACUGCUUCCCUGCUGAGCAGUGCACUGGAUAAUUCUGAGAAACAAGACCUUGCAUGGCUAGAGAUUUUAAAAGGAAGCAAAUGAGAAGCCACUGGAGCAAGGAGGCCUUGCGCAAACCAGCUGCCACUCGUCCCAAAAGUUACAAAAUAACCUCCUGGGUUGCAGAAGGUACCCAGCUGUGCGCUCCCACCCACUGACUUGCUCCAACUCAAAUUUCAGUUCAAAAGAUUUCACUAGCUAUCGAAAUUCCCAACUCUCCUCCUUGCCACCAAAAAUAAAAAUCAGGUAAAAACUCUCUGGGGGCCUAAGUCCCUUUGGGUCAUAUGGCUACACAAGCUAACCCUGUUUCUGUGAUGUGACUUCAUGCCCCAUUUAAUAAAGGGCUCAGGAUGGGGUUGAAAGGGCCAAUUCCCGCCUUCCCUGCGGUUCUGCUAGUCAUUCCAGAGCAAGAGACUAGAAGAGCAGAGCAUGUGGGAAGCAUGCAAAGGCAUGAUAAUGUCUCUGCCUUCAAAAGGAAGACAUGAGCCUGAUGGGAACAAUGCAUGACUAAAGAACUAUGUGUCAGAUCUGGAAAAGUGGCUCUUGAUACUGCUUUUUAAUUUUAAUGUUGUUAUUCUUUAUUAAAAAACAAACAAACAAAAAACCACCUUCUCUUCAUGGCCAGCAUAAAAUGCUCACAUUGUUUGUCUCCUGAGACAACUGACAGCAGGGUGGCCUGUUCUGAGAUUGAAGAGGGGUAAAGAGAGUAAAUCUAAGGGGACGGUAUAGGGGAUAAGCAACUGCUUCGGGCUAUUUGUACAUUCUGAUUGCUGUGAAAUGUUCUCCAGAUGUGUAUGCAUUUGUUUAUAAAAAUACUGAUUGAUGAUACAAUAAAGUUUUAUUGGAAA